Rana temporaria (common frog) is the source of this 1581-nucleotide messenger RNA. RefSeq names its product protein lifeguard 1-like. Gene Ontology annotation, cellular component: membrane. Bases 117 to 1061 code for a protein of 314 amino acids. The transcript is spliced from 10 exons. The record is from RefSeq and is a predicted model, not a curated record. NCBI's taxonomy places the organism in Eukaryota, Metazoa, Chordata, Amphibia, Anura, Ranidae.
AAGAACUUUGACAUGAAAUAAAACUGUUUGGUUAUUGGGUUCAGUGUGAACGAUGCCUGUUACUGGCUGUCACUGAUUAUCUGGAACGACAAAGCUAAAACUGCUCCGAAAUAAAAAUGCAAAAAAGUCAGCAGGAUAAUGUCACCAAUCCGGAGAUGACCUAUGUUUACUCUGUGCAAAACCCUGCCUACCCCCCAGCACCCUACAAUCAGAAUCCUCCUGGCUAUAUGCCAAACCCACCACCAUACAGUGAACAGAACCCACCACUGAUGGGUGGGCCAGCAUACAACGUCUACCCUCCUAAUCCUCCUGACCACCCUCAUGAGGCUUUCCUCGGGAACAAGCCCGAUGUAGAAGUACCUCCUGAGUACACUAUUGGUCUCCAGGAUAGCAGCCCAUUCUCUGAGCGUGCCAUCAGAAGAGCUUUUAUCCGGAAAGUCUACAUUACGUUGACCAUACAGUUAGUUCCCACAUUUGGAAUCGUGUUUAUGUUCACAUUCUGGAAAACCCUCAGAAAUUGGGUGAACGAAUAUCCAUAUAUAUUGUACGCCCUCAUACCCUGCACCUUUAUCUUGGUUAUGAUCCUGGCCUGCUGUAACCAAGCCCGUCGCAAAGUGCCGCUAAACUACAUUCUCCUUGGACUGUUUACAAUAUUUGAAGGAUGUCUCCUGGGAACUUUUGCAGCGUUUUUUGACGCUGAUGCUGUGAUGUGGGCUACAGGAGCCACCAUAGUUGUCUCAUUGGGUCUCACCCUGUUUGCACUACAGACAAAGUGGGAUUUUACUGUCCUGUCUGGAGGUCUGAUGGUUGCUCUGUUGGUAUUAUUGUCUUUUGGGUUACUGGCUGCCAUCUUCAGAUCAAAUUGGCUGAGCAUUGUCUAUGCAUGCAUUGGGACGUUUGUAUUUGGGAUGUACCUGGUUUUUGAUACUCAAUUGAUUCUUGGAGGGAAACAUCGUUACACAGUGAGCCCAGAGGAAUACAUCUUUGCCACCCUCAACAUUUAUGUGGACAUUAUAAACCUCUUCCUGCUGCUUCUGACAAUUUUUGGGUUAUGUCGUUAAGAGAUUUUCGACAGGGCUGCUAUUAGUCAGAAAAUAUCUGGACAAGGCAGAAGAAGGACUAUUGGUGGAGCCCAUUACUGUACCUUAAACAAUGGCAUUCAACGUAUCAGACUUGUCCAACUACUAAAGCCGUGUGCAACUAUUUUCUACAUGCAGUAGUGGUGACAAUAUGCCCCAGGCACAUUUUUAUCACUAGUUGUUUUUUCAGAUUUUUAAAGAUAACCUGUUAGGCUAAAUAUGUGACUAGCUUUAGAUGGAAUUUUCCAUCUUCUGACUUUUAAGCUGCAUUCUAUUUCUUUGGAACUGACCUCGGUGUAAUUCUGAACAGAGGCUUCAUUAUCUCAAAACACAGAGUUGGAGUUUCAUGGGAGAUUUCAUUGAAGGCUAAUCACACAGGCAUAUAGCUAGAUUCCUUUUUAAAUUAUUUAUUUUUUUAUAGUAAGAUUUUACCUGAAUUUAUCAUAUGUUGUGAAAAUAACUGUACUAACAAACAUGAAAUUAAAUAAUUUUCCACCUUGCA